AGCUCCUGCAGAGCACACCUCUUUCAACCUUUGCACAACAUUUCUCCAUUUUACACACAAAGCAGAAGAAAAUGUUGACGUGAAAUAUGAGAGCAGACAAACAGCAGGUGGAUUUACUGAAGGUAGAGGAGACUACACCGACAGGUGACCAGCCUCUUUUGACUGCAGCAGGAGGACACUGGUUCACAUUUCCACUCCUGAAGAGGGUGACACUGCUGCCACUGCCUUUCCCUUGUUCCUGAUCCAAUGACUCCCCUGUCACUCAACCUUGCCACCUAGUGGAGCUCUGAGGGUUCAACUCCCUCCUGGUCAACAGAAAUCUUCCUGACAACUACCUCCCUCAUCUGGGGAGAUGCCUGCCCUGCAACACUUUCCUCAGAUCCAAUCCACGUUUUGGAGAUGAUACAACAAUAACCACCUCACCAAACAUCUAGAAGUUAAACAUUUCUCUCAGGAUUCAGCUUCACGUACAAAAGUCUGUCUGAAAAUCUGUGUUUUGGCUGACAUAUGUGUGACAUUCACUCAUGACCCAUGGUUUCAUGCUGGAGUUAAUGGUGCCCACAAGCAAGAGGUAGUUCUCAUCCAACCAGAGGCACAUUAAGCCACACAGGACAAGUGACCCCCUGUAAGAGACAGAACAAACAAGAGCAAAGCCAGAUGGAAUCACUAUCAAAUGUCACACUAUCCACAGCUACACCAGCAACAACACAGAAUGACACUUUGACAAACCAGAAAGGCAUAUAUACAUCUCACAAGUGGGAGUUCCUGGUGGCCGUCCUGGCCACUGCAAUCACUGUCUCCCUCAUCAUGGCCCUCAUAGCUAAAUGCCAGGUGAUCCGGCGUUACCUGGCCAGCUACAGGCACACACGGCUGAUGGAUACAGACACUGUGAGCCAGUAUGACCAAUCAGGUCAGGAGGUGGAGUUUGCCCUGCAGAGUGGACAUGGAGUUAACCGUGACUGUAGGCCUCUUGAGACAGAGGAAGACGAUGACGGCUUCAUCGAGGACAACUACAUCCCGGCCAGUGAGAGGGCGAGGGCUGAGAGAGCAGCAGAGAUCAUGGAGGACACGGACGACACUGAGGAAGAGUUGGAUGAAAUUGAAUUUUCCAUUGCUUAAAUGGACUGCCUGAGACACCAUUUCCACUCCCAAUUAUUCUUCUUUCGUCUUAUUCCUAAAGUGAAUCAGAAAAAGGGCUUGUGUGGAAAGAAAAUCAAAGGAUGUGAAACCAACUAUCAUGAGCGCCUACUUUUAAGGCAGGACGGAAUGACUAAUUGUGAGGUGCAUUAUUAUGGCAGUUUUUCUCAGUGUGCAGUCUGAGGAUCUACAAAAGAGAUUUUGACAUUAUACAAAGAACAAUGGAUGUACAUUGUUUGUGUCAAGCAGUAACCGUUAUAUGUGCCAGCAUAAAAAGGCACUUGUUCUUUUGUUUAAAAUAAGUUUGGACUUUUCUGUAACAGCACUUCUUAUUUACUUUUUUAGUAGGUAAAAUAGAUUUUAAAUGAUCCAUUGUAAAUAGGAGAAUAAAUGAAUCACCAUUGUAUCUGUUGACAUUUUUUGGUUAAGUUGAUUGGGCAAUGGUUGGCUAAUUUGAUAUGAUUUUAAGGGUAACAGCAACAUGCAACUUUGCACUGCCAUGUUUUGUCACUGUUGCAUGAGGUUUAAAUGCAGUAAGCAUUGAUGUAUGAAAUGAUUGAAUAUGGCUUCUUUAGAGAAAUCCAAGCAGCAAAUACAAGCACCAUGAAGACACUUUGAUGCCAUGCAAACACACAAACAGCUGUACAAAAAAAAAGGAAAUUAUAAUUCAUAUCUUUCUAAAGGUGUUACAGUAUCAGUGUAAUGUAUUGUGAUUGCUGCUAUUUUAAAAGGACAGUAGGACUUUGACAGACUGUCCUCAGAAAAGGUUUAACUACUCCUACAUUAAAAAUGUAGGCUGGCUCAUUCAUGGUAAAAGCAUUAGCCUACUUGUGAUAACUUUCAACUGGACUGCUAUUUUUAGAAACACUAUACUGGAGCUGAGCAUGAAUCCAGCACUGCCCUAUUGAAAAACAAAUGUAACUUUAAAUCAGUUUGACCUCAUUAAAAGGAACAGUGUCAACAGGA
This is a messenger RNA of Notolabrus celidotus (New Zealand spotty), 2103 nucleotides long. It is a transcript of the gene c2h1orf210, whose product is annotated as chromosome 2 C1orf210 homolog. NCBI's taxonomy places the organism in Eukaryota, Metazoa, Chordata, Actinopteri, Labriformes, Labridae. The record is from RefSeq and is a predicted model, not a curated record. The transcript is spliced from 4 exons. The coding region runs from base 658 to 1119 and encodes 153 amino acids.